AUCCAGUGUCUCUCUGGACUCUUAAAGACAUUGACCCAUCAGCGAGCUGCCAUGAAGACUGCUUUGGCUCUGCUUGUGUUCAUCUCUUUGGCCUUCGACAGUCGUGCUCUCAAAUGUCACACCUGCGUGGCGUCCAGUGAGGACGACUGCAACAGACAGGGUUCCACCGCCUGUCCCCAGUUUGCUGAUGCCUGCUCCACCAUCACAGGCCCGAACACCGUGAUGAAGUCAUGCACGUACAAGGCCUUCUGUGACAAGGCGCGCAGCAGCAGCUCUGGAGCCAAAAUGGAGUGUUGUUUUGGAGACAACUGCAACGGGCCCCACCGGAGCCACAGCCACGGGGAUCACCACCGCAACCGCGCAGGGGCCUUGGCCUCCAGCCCGAUUGUACUGAUCGGAGCCCUGCUGCUGAGGGCGGCCUCCAGUCAGCUCUGAACCCCAUACAUUUUCCUCCCCCCGCCAGUGAUUCACCGCCUCCUCCAGAUCUGUUCUGUUCUCUGUCCAAGUUGAAACAAAGGUCUGAGUUGCAGAGAGCUCCUGGUGGUUGAAUGGGUUGAAAACAAGAAACGUGGUGGUGCAUGAAAGGAGUGUGGCCUGGCCCACAGAUGCAGGCUGCAUCUCGGCAGCUUUUCCUUUAUUAUCACUGAAGAUGUAAAUAGUCUUUUAAUAGUGGUAUGAUGAGAUGAUGCAAGACCUUGUGUAAGUGAAGACCUCCUACUCGCAGCUCUGGUGUAGCCAGAAGGACUGGGUGUGGUUUUUGGUAGGUGCUGCAGUGCACAGCUUGCUUCACACCAUACAACCGCAUUACUCCUCUGUGUCAUCUCCAUGGUGAUAUUACAUUUUGGGCUUUUUUGCUUCUCCGAAUAAAUCAGUGACACCCCUCAUUUCUGUGUGCAUUUAAAU
This is a messenger RNA of Nematolebias whitei (Rio pearlfish), 903 nucleotides long. RefSeq lists its product as uncharacterized. NCBI's taxonomy places the organism in Eukaryota, Metazoa, Chordata, Actinopteri, Cyprinodontiformes, Rivulidae. Bases 52 to 435 code for a protein of 127 amino acids. The transcript has 3 exons. The record is from RefSeq and is a predicted model, not a curated record.